GGUGUUGAUGUGAUGAUGGUUCAGCCGGUGGAUAGCUCGUGUUCAACCGUCUGACCAUGCACCUGGUGCCGCAGGCCCGCAGAGCAACCGCAUUCUCUUCGCAGGCUCGUUCCAGAGGUUGCGGGUUAAACGCUGACACUGUGCCGUUCGGCAGGUUAGUUAGGGAGGAGGACGCCGCGUGCAGGGGAGAGGACAGCUGGUGCUUUUCCCUCCGGUGCUGAUCAACACACAGAGACCCGCCUGCUUCCUCUAUUGUUCUGUUUGUCUUCGUCAUGUUGGCAGUCCGGGUGAAGAUGCGGAUCGUGACGUCCGUGUGGAUGCUCUCAGCCGCCUUCAGCUUCAGCAUCUCUGCUGCCGCAGCCUCUGCGACCAGGAAGUGUGAGGACAGCCUGGCCACGCCCCUUCCCUACAGCUCCUUCACAGCAUCGUCAGUCUAUGGCCGAGGGUAUGGAGCUGGGUAUGCAAAACUCAACCGGAGACUAGGUAAUGGAGGCUGGUCACCAAUGGAUGGAAGCCAUUACCAGUGGUUACAGGUGGACCUGGGCUCCAGGAAGUGGGUGGUUGCUGUAGCAACACAGGGUCUCUUUGGUGGCUCUGACUGGACGAGCAAGUAUCGACUACUUUACAGCGACACACAGAAAAACUGGAGGCCUUAUUUACAAGAUGGGAACAUCUGGACUUUUGAGGGGAACGUGAACACUGAGACUGUAGUCCGACAUGAGCUCCAGCACGCCAUCCUAGCUCACUACAUCCGCUUCAUCCCGCUUGAGUGGAACAAGAAUGGACGCAUCGGUGUACGUCUAGAGCUCUACGGUUGUUCAUACUGGGCAGAUGUGAUUAGUUUUGAUGGUCAUGGAGUCCUCUCCUAUCGCUUCAGAAGUAAAAAGGUGAAGAUCUUGAAGGAUGUCAUUGCUCUGAAGUUUCGAACCACAGCCAGAGAUGGAGUGUUGCUCCAUGGAGAGGGACAGCAAGGAGAUUACAUCUCCCUUGAGCUCCGCAGAGCAAAACUGCAACUCAGCAUCAACCUCGGCAGUAACCAGUAUGGUUCUAUUCAGGGUCACACGUCCGUGACCAGCGGGAGCUUACUGGAUGAUGACCACUGGCACUCAGUCCUCAUAGAACGUUAUCGUAGAAAUGUUAACUUCACACUCGACCAUCACACACAGCGAUUCAGGACCAAUGGGCAGUUUGACCACCUGGACCUGGACUACGAGAUCGGUUUUGGAGGGUUGCCAACAUCAGCAAAGCCGAGUUCAGGAGGCCGGGAGAACUUUGUGGGAUGCAUGGAGGGAAUUACGUACAAUGGAGAGAACAUCACAAACCUUGUCCGCAGAAGGAGAAUUGACACCUCCAGCUUUCGCAACCUGACGUUUUCGUGUUCGGAGUCCAGCUCCUUCCCGGUCUUCUUCAACUCCACGUCCUUCCUGCAACUGCCCGGACAGAGUGACAGCGACACACUUUCAGUCAGUUUGUUUUUUCGUACGUGGAACCCACACGGGUUGCUGAUGUUCACGGCGCUGGCCGAUGGCUGGGUGGAAGUGGGACUGAUGGAAGGCAAGAUUGUCGUCUACAUGAACGUAACGCAGAGGAAGAACAUGCGCAUUGACGUGUCAUCAGGAUCAGGUUUGAGUGACGGCCAGUGGCACAGUGUCCAUCUGAACGUGUUGGAGAACUAUGCUAUGCUAACCAUUGAUGGAGACGAGGCCUCAACCAUUAGAACCGCCAUCCCGUUCCACAUCCAGACUGGAGGAACCUACUACUUUGGAGGUUACUUCCCGCCAACGAGCACAAGGCCGCUACAGCGCUCCUUCCAGGGCUGUAUGCAGCGAAUCCACAUAGACGAUCAUCCAGCUGAUCUCAGGGCUUUGGAGCAGGGUCAGAUCGGAUCCUUUGAAAAUGUCAGCCUGGACAUGUGUGCCAUCAUCGACAGGUGCGUUCCUAACCCCUGUGAGCACAACGGCCAUUGCUCUCAGACAUGGGAUUCAUUCAGCUGUAACUGCAGUGACACUGGAUACACUGGAGCAACCUGCCACACCUCCAUGUAUCAGCAGUCUUGUGAGGAGUACAAACACCUAAAGAAAAGUUCAGGGAGCUACUGGAUUGACCCAGAUGGAAGUGGCUCUGUCGCCCCCUUCAGAGUGACCUGUGACAUGACAGAGGAAAAGGUCUGGACCACACUGAAGAACAAUCUGUCUCCUCAGACGUCAGUCACCAGUGCAGACCAGGAGGGUAAAGCAGUGCUGCAGAUCACUUACAAUCUAACUGAUGAACAGCUGUUGUGGGUCACCGGCAGUGCUGAAUACUGUGAACAAUACGUCGCCUAUUCCUGUCGCAUGUCUCGUCUGCUCAACACUCCAGAUGGUGUCCCAUUUACGUGGUGGGUAGGAAGAGCCAAUGAGAGGCAUUCAUACUGGGGUGGAUCUGGACCAGGAAUACAGAAGUGUUCCUGUGGGAUUGAACACAACUGCAGUGACCCUAAACACUAUUGCAACUGUGAUGCCGACCUGCGACACUGGAAGGAAGACGCUGGUCUGCUGGUGUACAAAGACCAUUUACCAGUCAGCCAGGUUGUCGUCGGGGACACAGGAAGGGCUGGUUCUGAGGCCAAACUCACAAUAGGACCACUUCGAUGCCAGGGAGACCGGAACUACUGGAACGCAGCGUCCUUCACCAGCCCAGCCUCCUUCCUCCACUUUGCUUCCUUCAGAGGAGAAGCCAGCACUGACAUCUCCUUCUACUUUAAGACCUCCUCCACUCAUGGAGUCUUCCUGGAGAACUUGGGAACCACCAACUUCCUGCGCGUUGAACUCAGAGGUGGUGUGGGGGUGUGUUUGUCUUUUAAUGUCGGUAAUGAGCGGGUGGAGCUCAGCGUACACUCUCUGGUUCCUCUUAAUGAUGACCAGUGGCAUCGUGUGGAGGUGGAGAAAAACAUCAAGGAGGUGGUGCUGCAGCUUAACGGACAGCAGCGUGAAGUUCGAGCCGCUCCACUGCAGGGACACUCAAAGCUGGAAUUCUACAGUGACCUUUAUGUUGGUGCCUUAGGCGGCCACAGGGGAUUCCUGGGUUGCAUGCGUGCUUUGAAGAUAAAUGGUGUGACCUUUGACCUGGAGGAGAGAGCAAAGGUGACAGCAGGGGUGAAUCCAGGCUGCCAAGGUCACUGUAGUAGCUACGGUGUGCACUGCAGGAACGGCGGAAAAUGUGUGGAGCUGUACAACGGAUACUCGUGCGACUGCUCUCACUCAGCGUACGACGGGCCCUACUGCAUGGAUGACGUAGGCGGAUACUUUGAGACGGGCACCGUGGUGCGUUACGACUUCCUCCCGGAAGCAGGAAUGUUGCCAUCACAUGAAGCAAAGAGUGUAUCAGGAGUGGCUGUUCCCUCUGAGGUCAACCUCACUCAGGAGGAGCUGGUGUUCAGCUUCAGCACCACCAGCGCUCCCAGCAUCCUGGUCUACAUCAGCUCCAGGACUCAGGACUACCUGGCUGUGGUGCUCAGGCACAACGGAACUCUGCAGAUCCGCUACAGCCUUGGUGGUUUAAAGGAUCCUUACACCAUAGAUGUAAACCACCGCAACAUGGCGAAUGGACAGCCACAUUACGUCAACAUCACUAGAAAUGUCAAGGAGAUCCGACUGCAGUUGGAUCACUACCCGGUGUCCACACACAUGCUGCCGGAGGCCUCGGACACACAGCUCAACCUGCUCAAAAGCAUGUUUCUGGGAAAAGUCUUUGAAACGGGCCAGAUCGAUCCCAUCCUGAUUGAACGCUACAACACACCGGGCUUCAUGGGCUGUCUCUCAAGAGUCCAGUUCAACAACGUGGCACCGCUGAAGGCAGCGCUGCGCUUGGGCAUGGCAGGACCAGUCAGAACCCAUGGGAUCCUGGUCCCAUCCAACUGUGGGGCCUCACCCCUCACCCUCUCUCCUAUGGCCUCUGCCAGCGACCCGUGGCACAUAGACACCAAUGGCAGUGUUUACCCCUUCAGUGAGGACAAAGCCAGAGGUGACGGAGCGGACCGUAACUUUGCCAUAAUCGGAGGCAUUGUUGCCACAGUGAUCUUCACUGUUCUGUGCAUUAUGGUGUUUGUGGUCCGUCACAUGUUUCGCCACAAGGGCUCCUACCACACCAAUGAGGCAAAAGGGGCGGAGUCAGCAGACUGCGCUGACGCAGCGAUCAUCGUGAAUGACCCGGCGUUCACCGAAACCAUAGAUGAAAGCAAGAAGGAGUGGUUUAUCUGAAAGGUGUGUGCCCGAAGUGAGGGUGUACGUUGGACGCUUUGGAACAAAGAGCAGCUAAAAACGUUGACAGCGGACAUGUGGCAUGAUGGCACUGGACGUGGACUGUUUUAUCCAAACUUUAUUUACAAAGGACAGCGGGACAGAAUGAUCACCUUCAGAUGUUGGUGCCAUGACGUUACUGGCCUUGGAUGUUCAUCUUCUCAGCUUUUAUUUUUGGAUUAACUCAUAAAUUUAUUUGUUUCUAUUUAAUUAAUAUAUUUUGCCAUAAAAUGUCCCGUUUUGUUUGCCUUUCCUGAGUUGUAAAGACUGCUAUCUUUAGCAUGCUGCCUUCACAGGAUGUGCUGUAUUUCAGGUUUGAUGAAUGUUGAGUUCACUGUUGGUCCGUUUAUCAGAGUGUAGCAGUUUUUCUAAAAUCCAGGUUUAUUGUUUGCCU
Molecule: messenger RNA, 4671 nt
Organism: Thalassophryne amazonica
Lineage: Eukaryota; Metazoa; Chordata; Actinopteri; Batrachoidiformes; Batrachoididae
Gene: cntnap2b
Product: contactin associated protein 2b
Exons: 25
Coding region: 273-4238 (1321 amino acids)
Source: RefSeq, a predicted model, not a curated record